AUGACGGAAUUCAGCAACAGUGCAAAGGGUGCCAUCCCUCUUAUCAUUAACAAUGAAUCGAUCAUAACAAAUUCUAAAUUCGAAGUCCGAGCCCCUGCAACUGGCGAAGUGAUCAGUCUCUGUGCCAGCGCUUCAGUCGACGAUGCCAACCGUGCUGUGGCCGCUGCGAAGGCGGCCUUCCCCGCAUGGAGAAAUACGACGCCAUACGACCGCCGGGAUAUCUUGCUCAAGGCAGCGGAUAUCAUGCUUUCCCGGAAAGAGGAGUUGAUCGGAUACCAGAUGGAGGAAACAGGAGCUGCGAGACCAUUUGUAGAGAAAACAUUUAUGAUGGGUUCUGAAUUUCUGAAGGACUUUGCUGGAAGAAUUCCUUCGAUCGAAGGCAAGGUACCGUCGGUGUCUCAGGAAGGGGAGGGUGCCAUGGUAUUCAAGGAGCCAUAUGGAGUGAUCUUGGGGAUUGUGCCCUGGAACGCGCCAUUCAUUCUCGGAACUCGCGCCGUUGCCCUUCCACUAGCAGCAGGCAACACAACCGUUCUUAAAGGCUCUGAAUUAUCUCCGAGAUGUUUCCAUGCCCUUGGUGAGAUUUAUCGGGAUGCUGGUCUUCCCGCAGGCUGUCUCAAUGUCCUCUACCACCAGCCUUCAGACGCUGCGGCGGUCACCAAUGCCCUCAUUGCUCAUCCGGCUGUCCGAAAAAUCAACUUCACAGGUAGUACUCGAGUCGGCUCUAUCAUCGCUGCUACUGCUGGUAAAUACAUCAAGCCAGUAAUUUUGGAAUUGGGCGGCAAGGCAUCAGCCAUCGUUUUGGAUGACGCGAAUCUGGAAAAGGCCGCCAUGGGCUGCACUAUAGGAUCCUUUCUGCAUUCUGGUCAAAUUUGCAUGUCCACCGAGCGCAUCGUGGUACAGCGGUCUAUUGCAGAGAAAUUCCGUCAGAUUUUGGUUCAGACAACAGAGAAUGUAUUUGGCAAGAAUGCCCCGGCACCAGUCCUUGUGGCAUCCGCUGCCGUUGACAAGAACAGAGAGCUGGUAACCGAUGCACUGUCCAAGGGAGCGGACGUGCUGUUUGGGGACGCCAAAGCGACCGAAUCUUCCAGUCACAGCCUACGACCCCUGAUAGUUGACAAUGUCACUAAGGACAUGGAUAUCUAUUCCACCGAGUCAUUUGGACCCACUGUAUCCCUGCUGGUUGUCGACACCGAGGAGGAUGCGAUUGCUCUAGCCAACGAUACGGAAUACGGCCUCACAAGUGCCGUCUUCACCAACAACCUGUUUCGGGGGCUGCGAGUUGCCCGGCAGAUUGAAAGCGGGGCGGUCCAUAUCAACUCGUUGACCAUACACGAUGAGCCUGUUCUGCCACACGGUGGAUGGAAGAGCAGUGGAUUCGGUCGGUUCGGAGGAACGUCGGGCUAUGAUGAAUUUUUGCAAACCAAAACGGUGACCUGGGUGGAAUAA
This is a messenger RNA of Aspergillus wentii DTO 134E9, 1446 nucleotides long. RefSeq names its product aldehyde dehydrogenase. The record is from RefSeq and is a predicted model, not a curated record. The coding region runs from base 1 to 1446 and encodes 481 amino acids. NCBI's taxonomy places the organism in Eukaryota, Fungi, Ascomycota, Eurotiomycetes, Eurotiales, Aspergillaceae. Gene Ontology annotation, molecular function: succinate-semialdehyde dehydrogenase (NAD+) activity. The transcript has 4 exons.